This is a messenger RNA of Rhea pennata, 4478 nucleotides long. RefSeq names its product RAB4A, member RAS oncogene family (gene RAB4A). The record is from RefSeq and is a predicted model, not a curated record. Gene Ontology annotation, molecular function: GTPase activity; GTP binding. Gene Ontology annotation, biological process: Rab protein signal transduction; vesicle-mediated transport; regulation of endocytosis. NCBI's taxonomy places the organism in Eukaryota, Metazoa, Chordata, Aves, Rheiformes, Rheidae. The transcript is spliced from 8 exons. Gene Ontology annotation, cellular component: plasma membrane; postsynaptic recycling endosome; insulin-responsive compartment. The coding region runs from base 254 to 1054 and encodes 266 amino acids.
GCCUCCUCCGCCGGGGCGCGGGGCCGGGGCCGGCUCCGAGCCGGGGAGUUUAUUCCCGAGCCCGAGUGGGUGAACGAAGCCUCCGUGCGGUGAGGGUUGGAGCAAAGCGUCCUCCGUGCCUGGCGUUGCGCCGUUUGCAGUGUCCACCUGGAGUGCGAAGCUGUGGCCGCGGAUGGAGCAAGCAGAGAAGCAGAGACUGAUCCAGCGUGACAUGAGUUUGGAAGUUCUAGACUAGCUCUAGCUCUUUGGCGUUAUGCUUGACACAGGCUUCUUUCCUUCUGAUUUGUUUGUUUUUCUGUUUUUCCUACUCUUGUUAGCAGUGUUCUCUACAGACUAUUGCCCCUCCCUUUGUUCUCCAGCUCCAACUGGUGUGACGGUGCCUAUUCCAAAUUAUUUUUCCCUGUUGAGAGAUACUGAUUACUUAAAGUAUUUCCUUUUUAAGUUCUUGGUCAUAGGAAAUGCUGGAACUGGAAAAUCGUGUUUACUGCAUCAGUUUAUUGAGAAGAAAUUCAAAGAUGACUCAAAUCAUACUAUAGGAGUUGAAUUUGGUUCAAAGAUCAUAAACGUUGGUGGUAAAUAUGUAAAACUGCAGAUAUGGGAUACAGCAGGACAAGAGAGGUUCAGGUCUGUAACAAGAAGUUACUACAGAGGUGCUGCAGGUGCUUUGCUUGUCUAUGAUAUUACCAGCCGAGAGACCUACAAUGCGCUUACCAAUUGGUUGACAGAUGCAAGAAUGUUAGCCAGUCAAAAUAUUGUGAUAAUACUGUGUGGAAACAAAAAGGAUCUUGAUGCAGAUCGUGAAGUUACUUUUUUAGAAGCAUCCCGGUUUGCACAAGAAAAUGAGCUGAUGUUCUUGGAAACAAGUGCACUAACAGGGGAAAAUGUUGAAGAGGCCUUUGUACAGUGUGCAAGAAAAAUACUCAAUAAAAUUGAAUCAGGAGAACUAGAUCCAGAAAGAAUGGGCUCAGGUAUUCAGUAUGGAGAUGCUGCUUUGAGACAGCUGAGAUCACCACGAAGAGCACAAGCAGAAAGUGCUCAGGAAUGUGGGUGUUAAAGAAACAAAACAUGAAAAUCCCAAAUACUGACCUUAGAUAUAAAAGCUGUCCAUACAAAUGGUGUUUGAAGAAACAGACAGUUUGAAGGCUAUGCAGUUUUUCUUAAAACAUCUUCCAACUAUAUAUAAACAGGAGCAGACCACUGCUGACAAAGUGAACUGUGUAAUGGGAUGCAGGAAUGUGCACGUGACACAAAAGACUGCAAAACAAACCUGAUAAUUUGGUGGACGAUGUUAGGGCUCUUACCUGUAUGUAAACACUUUCCAUAACCUAUUUUUGUUCCUUCAUCUUUAGUUUAAAGCAUUGCUAUAUACUGUAUAUAAUAUAACAGUAAAUUUACAAAGCAUGAUAUACUUAUAUAUGAAGAUAGAAUGUUGCACUACAAGCAGUAAUACUUUAUUUUUUUAUCAUAUAAACUAAAAUUUAACUGAGGUAGGCUUUAUCAUGUUUGUUUGUUGCACAAUAGGUUAUAUUUAUUACCUGAAUUAUAAAGCCUCUGGCACUGAUUGUCAGUGAUGGAUUUUUUUUUUUUCCUUAGUUUGGCACAUUCUGCAAGCUGUUUAUAUGACUAAUACUGAAUACAUGGUUAGGACCUUUACUUAUAUUUACUAAUAUGACAAUUUGGAAAAGACAUUUUUAUUGAAGUGCACCUACCCUAUUUUCUCACAGUUAUUAAAUAAGUAUCUUUCGAAGGUCUUUUGUCAAACUUCAAAAGUUUAGAAAAACUAUUUCUAAGUGAGUAGCAAAUGGCUGUUGACUACUUGGAUUUUGGAUUUUUCUGUUUGCUUGGUCCUGAUACUUUGAAUAGCGCUGGUGUCAUGAGGAAAUAUUUAUGUGUGAACAGAACUGUGCAUAUUCUUUUUGUUUACAACUGUAGUCCAGGGGCAUGGACUUGCAGAGGAUGAUCAUGAUAAGAUGUUUCUUAAGCUCUUAUCACUAGCAAAGCAGUCAACUAUGGAAAAAAAGACUUCUGCUGAAAGCACAUCUGGUAAGGUACAAACUGAACCCAUGUGGGUUCUUCCAAAGUAUGCUGAAUGUAAGAAAUUUAAAAUAUCAAUUAUUUCUUGUGUUUUAAACAUUCAUAAAGUAAAAUUAAGAACUUGAAAUUUUAAAAACAGACUUUACAUUUGGGAACUUACUUGCAGUCCAUCUUGCUGGGGCUCUGCCUUUGUGAGUGCACUCUACGUAGAGCUGUCUGUAUCACCCCCAGGAGAUUCACAUAACGGAGGGAGAAAAAAAAUAAGCACAUUGCUUACCUAGUUCUUUGUCCCCCUGAAAAUCAUUAAGGGGACUUACAGCAUUUGUGUUGAUUUUAAUAUGUUAAAACAUGCAAUUUGAACUUCCCUCCUACCCUCCUUUUAUUGUGGGGAGAGGGUGUGGGACAACAGAUUAGAAAUCCUGUCCUUAUUGCUCUGCUGGAGACAGAAGAGGAAGAGACUUGCAGAGGUUCAAGAGGGAGGCCAGAACCACUGUGGCUUUUGUACUGCCAGGCAAGGUGCUAAGGAAUUUAGUAUAGUGUUUCUAGUGAUACCUAAAUGCAAUCUAGAAAAGAAAUGGUGUGUGUGGGGGGAGGGGGGGGAACAGCACCAGAAUAGUGGCACUGAUGGAAAUUACUAGUGACAUUUUUACUUAAUUAGUUGUACUACUAGGAAUUGGAUGUCUCCUAAGGAGUACACAUUAACACAGAAAAUAAUUUGAUCUGAACCUACUAUUGAAAUCUCAAAUGUACUUUAUUAUUUUCUAUAUAGGAAUCUUUUCUAUUUAAGGGGACACUUGCCUAAUGCAUGUUUAAAAACUAAAACACAGCUGAUGCUGUAAUUCAGAGGGCAGUUAUAGCACAGAAGCAAUGCUACCAUCUUUCAUGGAAUUGUGUUUAAAAAUAUUCCCUUUGUCCUGACAUUUUUGGUUCAAAUGGAUGCUUUUCUAGAAGUUAUACAGCUAAGUUAUCUCUGAAUUAAAAGUCUAAAGAAUUAAGUUUGCUUUCUAAUGGAAAGGCCUAGGUUAAGUCUUAAAAAGGCUGUUGGAUCCAAGGAGAUUAUUUUGUUAUAUAUUCCUCUAUUGCCUAUGUCAUGCAAGAUUGGAUUUGUUACAUAAAUCUGUUAAGAUUGUAAAGUGUUUUUGAAGCGGCUUAAUCCAGCAUUUACAAGACCUUACCUGUCUUAAUUCUCAUUCAUGUUACUUGUUUUCACUACCUAGAGCUGGGAGUAAUUACCAAAAAGCAAAUCCACCAAAAUAGGUGUUGGAUGUAGUUAUCUCCUCCACCAAUCCAAAUAUAUCGUUCAGUGAGUUAUGUUGUUUUUCUGCCAGAGGCUGGAGGUGGGGAGGAGUUUCUAAAACCCCAAACCAAUGCUGAAAUGGUAGAAAAAUGAGGUAUCAGAGAGUCUGGGUUUUUUUCCCUUCUCAUAAUUUAAUCAAAGUUCUUGGUACACUGAUAAAACUGCUCUGAUGUAGCACAGGUAAAGGUCUCUCUUCUGUCACUAUUACUAUGGUUGAAAUGGAAUUGGCUUUUGAUCAGAACUUCUUUCCCUUGUUACACUAGCAGCUGAAAAGAAAGGGAAAGGACUACUUAAUUGUUACUUUUCUUUCAGCAGUGUAUUGCUCAAGUCUUAGGGAGUUUGUGGUUUUUUGUUUUUGUUUUUUUUUUUCGUUUUGUUUUGUUUUGUUUUGACACUCACCUUUACCAUUAUCUAGAAGACUGGCCUCUGGUUCAUACUAGCUCUGAUCAUUUUGAUAAAGCUCCUGGAGUUAAGUAGUAAGCACAAUUCUACUGUUUCCUGUAACCAGUUGUCUUAAACUCUCCUCUUCCCACAAGGAAAGAAGGAAUAACUUCUUUAUAAUCCCUUUUGACAUGGUUUCUACUAUUUUUAAGUGCACCCAUAUGCUAUUAGUACAUAUUAACAAGGCUAAUGUAAAUGUUUUGUAAAAUGGUACAACCUUUUUAUGUUAUGGAUAUGCAGCAUAAAAGGAAAUUUCUAACACAACAACUGUUGAGGGAUCUGCUAUUAGAAGAAAUAGCUCUCAGCAGUACAUGUCACAUUGCUUACUAUUUUCUCCUCUAAAGAUUGUUUUUAUAUUUAUAAAAAUAAACAUCAUGCCAGUAACAGCCCUGAGGUAGAUUUUAAAGUUUAUUACAGUUCACAGGGCAAACCAAACCCUAGCUCACCUAAAUAAAGUGGUAAAUAUUUAACCCAUGUAUGUUUUAGUGUACAGUGACUCUACCAAAAACCAGAUGGCUUAGGGUUUUAUUAUACAAGAGACACAACACAUACUAGAAUUUAUUGGUUGUGGAGCUUUAGCUGUUUGACUUUAAAAGGUUUAAAUGUCAUAUAAAAGCCUUUGUCUUGCCUUUUAAUGAGUCUGUUGGGACUACACUAUUUCAUUUGAUGCUUAUAUCUAACACUGAAUAAAGAAUUUUUCUUGAUA